AUGGGCCGAGUUCAUGGAUUUUCAGAAGAGGACUACCACAAAAUGCGAAAACAAAGCAUAAAAAUGGACCGUCAAAAAUUCAACGAAAACCACCUGAUAGACCAAGUGCCUCGCAAAAACCCGCCGUCCGAGUCCGCCCUGUCUGACAAAAACGCUCCUUCAAAACAACCUUUUGCGAAACGUCUUGGACAGCGAAUCGGGAAGAUAUUUGGAAAGCACUGA
Oikopleura dioica is the source of this 222-nucleotide messenger RNA. NCBI's taxonomy places the organism in Eukaryota, Metazoa, Chordata, Appendicularia, Copelata, Oikopleuridae. The record is from the annotation of a GenBank genome assembly.